This is a messenger RNA of Eleginops maclovinus (Patagonian blennie), 3469 nucleotides long. It is a transcript of the gene xkr8.3, whose product is annotated as XK related 8, tandem duplicate 3. Gene Ontology annotation, cellular component: plasma membrane. Lineage: Eukaryota; Metazoa; Chordata; Actinopteri; Perciformes; Eleginopidae. The coding region runs from base 289 to 1515 and encodes 408 amino acids. Gene Ontology annotation, biological process: phosphatidylserine exposure on apoptotic cell surface; apoptotic process involved in development; engulfment of apoptotic cell. The record is from RefSeq and is a predicted model, not a curated record. The transcript is spliced from 3 exons.
GACACGGACAAGGGACCAUUACAAUAACACCAGCUGCUCUUCUUAUGUCUUCUUUUUUUAACACACUUACAUUCCCUUACAUUCCUUGGAUGUUUUAAUAGUGGAUCUUUGAAUGAGUUCACGCUGUUGCUUCAACAUGAACGUUUUGGCAACUUUUUUCUUCACUGGACUGAAGAAUGUGAAGUCGCUCUGGGAGGGAAAUAACGGUACAGGACGUUAGCCGAAUGUUAGCUAAGCUUCAACAGUUGCUCGGUUGGUUGGUCAACUAGCUAAGUGACAAAAACGGUCAUGGAGCGCGCGACUUUUUCAAAGUAUUCGUGGAUAGAUUUCGCCUUCUCUGUGAUCGGAGUGUGUACCUUCCUGGUGGACUGGGGCUCAGACGUGUGGGUGGCCACCGAGUUUUACUGCCGAGGGGACGUCUUAUGGUUCGGGGUUCUGGUCGGCCUCAUGGUCCUGUCGUCGGUCGUGGUCCAAAUGUUCAGCUGGUUCUGGUACCAGUAUGACCGCAAACUGCCGGGGUUCUGCAGCGUGCAGACCGGAGGAGUAACCGUGCUGUUCGGGGACCGAGUGAAGCUUUCCUGCCUGUUACAUGUGCUGCAGCUGGGCUUCCUUUGCAGGCACAUCUCGGCCAUACGACAAGGCUUCAGGGUCUGGUGGCGGAAAGCGGAAGGGUCAGAUUACGCUGUUUACCUGACCCACGACCUGAGCAUGCUCCGACUCAUCGAGACGUUCUGUGAGAGUGCUCCUCAGCUCACACUGAUGAUCUACGUCAUGCUACAAACCAACAAGGCCCGGACCGUACAGUUUGUGAGCAUUGCUGCCUCCACCACCUCAAUCGCCUGGAUGGUGGUAGAUUACCACCGCUCCCUGCGCUCCUUCCUCCCUGACAAGGCCAAACAGGGCUGGUGUUCCUCUGUAAUCUACUUCCUGUGGAACCUGCUGCUAAUCGCCCCGCGUGUGGCGGCCCUCGCUCUCUUCGCCUCGGUUCUGUCGGGGUACAUCGGCGUUCACUUCCUGAUGCAGUGGUUUGUCUUCGUGUGCUGGGCCUGGCAACAGGGGACCAACUUUAUGGACAGUCCAUUUGGGGAGUGGCUGUACCGCGCCACCGUGGGGCUCAUUUGGUACUUCAGCUGGUUCAGCGUAGCAGAGGGUCGCACCAGAGGCCGGAGCAUCAUCUACCACUCCUUCAUCACCACAGACGGAGGGAUCCUGCUUGCGACGUGGUGGUGUUACAGAGACCCUGUCCAGACUGAGUCGUACGCCCUGGCUCUGCUCAUAGCUCUGCCUUUCAUCUACCUCCUGGGACUGCUCCUGAAAACCCUCUAUUACUGCUGCUUCCACCCCAAGCUGUGGAGGCCCCCAGCGAGGGAGCCAGGGCUUUCCGAUGAUAUGCCCGAUGCAGAAGUGCCCUUCAGAGAAUUUUCCUUCCAGGACGGCGCCCUGUCCUCCAAGCAACACAACAAACGGAUGGCCUGCCAUGCUGCUCACUUUUACUCAAGAGAAAGGAGCUAUUGAAAACCCUGAUAUCCCUGAAAGAGCUGAGCCAUCACCUCUGUGAAAUCUGACUUUGUGUGUGUCACAGCCAACUAAUGGUGUAGUCUACUGUUUUCUAUUUGUGCUGCAAUCUCACCAGCUGCUCAGAGUCAUCUAAAAAUACAGGAUCAAUUACAGUAGUUGAAUCCAGGUGUGAGCAAUAGAGUGCUGCAGGGAUGAUUACUUUGUAGGCCAACUUGGAAGCUAGCAUCGGCCCUUUACUUUGAAGAAAAUUGCAGAUUGUAAACUAUGUGGCAGCAAGAUAAUUUCCAUAAAAAUAAACACCUCUUCAAGCAUUAAAGCGUAAAUGCAAUCAGCAGAUGUCAAACCUAGUGUUAUAAAUGUUAUAAAAAGCUUUAAACCAACUAAACUAGAGUCACAUGACCUAACGUCACCACCACUGUGAUCACAUAAUGGCGUUCAAGUGUCCCUUAAAAUCUCUGUAGCCGUACUUAGCAUCUUGUUAGCACGUACCUUGGUCACCCUUUUUUACAAAUCCAGAUGUUCAUCACAUUGAGGCAACAACCCUAUAAAUUGCUGAUGCUAUUAUCAAAUCCUGCAUUUAAAAUGAUUACUUAUUUUUGUUUGAAUAACCUGGUCCUUAAUGUCUCUGACAGCACCAGCCUCCCCCCUUGACGAACAUAUUUCUACUUACUGGAACUGCGGUGUGAAUAGAAAGACUGAAAGGAAAAGUUUCCUCUGAAUUUGGCACAUGAUAAGGGGAUUUAGUUGGAACAGUAGCCUUUUAUAAUGUGUGACAUGAAUAAGCCUGGUUUUCCCCAUCUACAGUAGCUAACCUGAUAUUGACCUUGAUAUUUUGGAGCGCUUUGUUCAACUGGCUUUGCUACGAUGAUAAGAUGUAUAUUAUGAACAAACAUACACAUUUAUCAAAUCUAUUUCCCCUAGUCUAACCUGAAACUACUUCAAAAUCCAUGAACAACACCUGGAGUGGUAUAAGGUACAGAAAUGUUGAUUCAUUCUUGUUUUUGAGGACUCAUUCCUGCAGCACUUUAUGCUUUUCAGAACAGUACAUUCAUCACAAUAUAUAUUGCAUUACAGCAAUUUCUUGGGAAAACUGCUGAAACAACUGUUUUAUUAAUCCGGAUAAUUCAUCACAUUGAUGCAAAUAUAAACUACUGUUGCCAAGUCCUUCUUACUGAUUUGCAACCUUGCUACAGUAUCAUAAACACGCUCUAGAAUUUACCACAAUAUUAACUUUAUCAACAAACUCUCUGACUGUUCUUAUCUCAUAUUUCUGAACUGUACUUGAAACUUGGGCUCAUUUUAUAAUUUAAGUAUAAAAGUGAAGGCUUCUUUUUUAUUUGAUAGAAAGCAUAUUGUAUUUUUUUAUCUUACACAUUGAGUAAAUGUGUAAAUGUUACUGGGACAAGUUUCUAUUGCAAUUGUUCAACCUUGUAUUUCCAAAAUACAUCUUUGGAAAAUGUGAUCUAUUUUUUACAAACUGUUUGUACUUUAUUUGUAACAAAAUAUAACAAGGAUCAUAUUUUUGAAAGCCCCAGACGUUUAGAUAUUUUCUCACUUUUUGUAUCUAAUUUUGAAAUUAGAGGUACCUUAAUGUAUUUGCUGUUUGUUUUUUGUUACAGCUGCUACUACAGGAUACUAUUUGAAAGACUUUGAAUCAUAAGCUCUAUGUUGUUCGAACAGCUGUUUAAGACCACUACAAGGUCCUUGUUUUAGGCGAUGGUUUUACGAGAGGUUCAAAAUAAGUGUUAAUCCUUUACAUGUCAAGAAGAAGAAUUGUUAGUGCACAUUGAACAUCAGGUGACAUCAUAUGAGUGUUACUUUAACUCAUCCAGUGUUUGUUGAGCUUGUUUAAAUCCCACAUGUGCCUAAUGUUGCUGUCAGUAUCUUUGUUUAUGUUCUAUUUAAAUGUUCUCAAGUGUUGAAUGAAGUUGUCGAUUUUUUUUACACACAA